UUACUAUUAUAAUUAUUAUUAUUAUUAUUAUUGUUAUUAGUAAUGUUGAAUAAAAUAUUUACGGAAUUAUAUGGGGAUAAAAAUCCUGUCAAUUGUGAUAGUGAAAGAACCUGAUGAUCUUGAUAUGUCAGGUUACAAAAAUGUUAAAAGAUAAAAAAAUUUAUAUAUUUUGAGUUAUGUUCCAUUAUUCGAAAACAAACAUCAAAAAAUUUAUCAAAAAUUAAUUAAACUAAUAUGUAGUACAUAUAUAUUUACUUUAAUAUGAAAGUAUCGCCAUAAUUAAAAGUUAAUGCGCAAUGAAAAAGUACAGUGAAUUAAUUAUUAAUUAAUUAAAAUUUAAGUGGUGAUUAGAAAUCGUUGAUAAAAAUGAAGGGGCUGGAAAAUAUUUUUUUUAUUUUAAUAUUAAUUUCCCAUGUUAAAGGAAUUUUAAAUAAUUGCAAUUAUGAAUAUAAAUAUUCAUGUAAUCAAGACGAGAAAGAUAAAACAACACCAGGAUCACAUAUUGCCCAUCAAGAAUGCAGCCUUAAUAAUAUUUUAGACAACGCAAAUUAUACUCUGAUAUUAUCAGAAAAUGGUUUAUUACCAACAGGAAUAAUGAAAGUAAAUAUCACGUUACCCAGUGUCAAUUGCAUUUACAAAGUCGCUCUACUAGUAAACGACACAAUUAAAAAUGACAGUGAGUGCCGCAACCAUGAAUUUACAAAUAUUUUUAAUUCGGAGUUACACUCAAUCGAUCAAACAAUCUGUUCAUAUAAUUCAAAUAUCGGAGUCGAUCAUGACAGUUCAUUACAAAGUGACAAAUCAACCAAACAAUGUCAGGAAGAUAAUAUUUCUCUAUACUUCGAGCAUGUGUACUCAGGUUGUUAUGCCUUGCGUUACACAAUUGAUGAUAACAAUUAUGCGAUACACUCAAAUAAAUAUAUUACGACGAGUUAUCAGCGUACUGAAGUUAUGGAACCUGUAUCUCAUUGUUAUUAUGAUGACAGAGCACUCAAUAAUAAUGACCACAAUAGGAAUUUAGUAACAUUUACAUUCAGCAUUUCAAUACUUUCUGGCUCUUCAAGUUUGAUAUUACAAUUAAUUCCACUGUCAUUUGAAGAUGAAAAUAAAGAAGAGGCAUGUAUUAAGUAUGGUAAAAAACCUCUUGAUCCUUGGGAAAUUAGUUUGUACGGAUCUAGUUUAUCAAUAAAAAAUUGUAGCUCUACAAUGGUUCAUGAUUCAAAUGGAAGCUACACAGAAGACAUUGAGUGUAUUUUUGUUCUUCCAGUUUUAUAUAACGAGAGUUAUUGUUUCUUAAUAACACUAAAUGAUGAUCGGUGCAUAAGACAAACAGUUUGGAAUCCGCCUCCGAUUAAAGAUGAAUCCAGUCCGUCUUGCACGUGGAUAUCACAUUGCACGCGAGUAUCUAAAUCACGACAAGCUGUAGAGUAUAGCGGAGAGCUGUUAGCAAAUAAAACAGUUACAGGAAAUAUUAGUUUGUUAUUACCAAUAGCCGCGGGUAUUAUUAUUUUGAUAUUAAUAAUAAGCGGUACAGUUGUGUGUGUUUGUCGUCUAUACGUUCGUAAAUAUCAACAAAAUCCGUAUUUAAAUGCAACUCUUAAUGGUUUAAAAUCUAAAAAUAAUUGUGAAGUUGAUGGGGUUGAUACUGAUGAUGAUAAUGAUAAUUGUAAAGCCAUUGUCAUUUUUUACGCACGAGGAUCGAAAAGUUUUAUGAAAUUUAUUGCUGUUUUUAGAGAAAUUGUUGAAUAUUACGGUAACUGUCAUGUUUACGAUUGGUAUGCACCUAGCGAGUGGGACUCGGUUGCUAAAGUCGGUGCUCAUGAUUGGGCUAAUAAUUUAUUUGAAAAAAACUACCGCGUAAUUUGGAUCGACACUCCAAGUGCAAGGUCUCUAAUUAACAUACAAAAUUCAUCAGAUAAUUUUUCAGAUAAUAAUGGACAGCUAAAUGUUGACUCUAUUAGUGACUUUCGCGAUUUAGCACUUGCUGCUGUUGUUAAUUGUGUCAAACGCAAUAUCAAACUACAGUACACCAAACAUUUUAUCGUACGGAUAGAAGGAUAUAAUAAUGGAAAUUCAUCCCAAGAUCCUUUUGCAGAUUUAUCACCUCAUGCUCGCUAUCUUAUUCCUUAUCAUCUCAAACAAUUACUUUCGCAUUUAACUUUGAAAAGAUCUGAGAAUAGCAAUGAUGAGAUAAUCAGAGAAGAAACUCGACUUCGAGAAAAAUUGAUUGAAAUAAAAAACGACUUGUAGCCAUCAAGUUUUUUUUUCAUUUUUUUUACUGAAAAAAAAAAAGUUUAUUAAGUUUUUUUUUAUACUUAAUUUUAUAUUUAUAUUAAAUAUUUAAGUUUUUUUAUAAAGUUA
Microplitis mediator is the source of this 2361-nucleotide messenger RNA. RefSeq lists its product as uncharacterized. The transcript has 11 exons. The record is from RefSeq and is a predicted model, not a curated record. NCBI's taxonomy places the organism in Eukaryota, Metazoa, Arthropoda, Insecta, Hymenoptera, Braconidae. The coding region runs from base 367 to 2250 and encodes 627 amino acids.